CAUAUAUUGCUGUGAUGCUUUGCAGGCCGAGCAUCACCGUUGGAGCGGCGCAGGCAGGAUCAGCAGGCAGGAUCAGCGAGGGAAGGAUAGCGUCAGUAUUUCCAGAGCCGGACCAGGGCCAGGACAAGGAUGAGGAUCAAGAUCUGGAUGAGGACCAGGACCUGUACUGGGCUUUAAUGAAACUUGUGGUCAACUUUCCAGACAUGAGCCAAGUCUUCCUGGAGGACAUCCUCACUCAAUGUAAUGGUGACUACCAGCAGGCGCACACUUUACUCAUGCACACUCUCAUUUGAUUGGUGCAUUUCAAGGGGGCGUGGCCAAAUU
Molecule: messenger RNA, 324 nt
Organism: Doryrhamphus excisus (bluestripe pipefish)
Lineage: Eukaryota; Metazoa; Chordata; Actinopteri; Syngnathiformes; Syngnathidae
Source: RefSeq, a predicted model, not a curated record